AUGCAGUGUAAAGCGAGAAGACGACCAUGUACUUUUUCAAAAGAAGGUCCUACACAAGAUGCAGAUGACGAUCUCGAUAGUAACGCCGGCUCCGAUACGCCCUAUCUCAGCACCCACGAUGAGCGGUCGAGUGAAUCGACUGUCGCACAUCCAGACUCAUACAAGUCACCACGACCUAGCCGAGAAAGACCUAGGGAUGAACGGCCGGAAAACACAGAAGACUUUUUGUUCAGUUGGGAUGGUGUCAACACCAACGGCACAGCUCAGAAGACAGUGCCAGCGAGUCUGACUCGCACCCAAGAAAUACUGGACUCGUUGUGUAAUAACGCCAUUGAAAUACCGGGUGGUAAAAGGGAACUUCAUAGCUUUAAGCUAACUUCGGAUACGUCCUUGUUUGGCUCACAAGGAUCAUCGCAUACCUGGGAGCCCGAACCACCACUCCCCACUGUCUACAGUGGCCCGCUGACCAUGCCACCCAAAGCCACUCAAGAGCGUCUGAUAAGGACUUACUUUGAAAAGCGACAUAAUGUGUUUCCUGUCAUGCCACGCAGAAUGUUGAUGCAGCAACUCUCAGUCAAAGGCUACCUUAUUACUCCGCUUCUACUGAACGCCAUGUACGCCCACGCUGCUAUAAACUUAAACGAAGAAGAUGCUGACUUAUGCGAACCUGCAAAUGUUUACUUUAACCGUGCAAAACAACUCAUCGACGACUUUCUGGAUAUCCCUCGUAUUAGUACGGUCAUCGCACUGUGUCUGUUAUCAUUGUAUGAGUUCCAAGAUCCUCAACAAUCCCGCUUCUGUCGAUCUUCCGUAUACAGUGGCGUGGCUUUUAGGCUCUGUUAUGACCUCGGAAUGUGUCGAUCCUACACUAUUGGUGAUCGUAUGACCAACAACGAUAUUGAGUUGCGAAAGCGAGUAUUUUGGGGUUGCUAUUGUCUGGACAAGCUGCAGAGUAUUGAUACCGAUGGCGCUUGGAUGAUACGAUCAGAGGAUUUUGAAAUCGAUAUGCCGGUCUUUCAAACCGCCGAUUUUGCAACCGAACAUGAAACGUUGGAAGGAUUUGUCGCCUAUAUCAAGUUGAUGCAGAUUGCGGAAAGAGUUAUGCAUUUUGAAUCUUUUCAGGUCAAGCAGACCAUGGUACGCACAAGAGAGCACGAACAAAUGCUUCUUAGCUUCAACAACGAUUUGAUCAACUGGCUGCGAUCCCUUCCACCUCAUUUACAAUGGACGCCUCUACCUACCCAAGCCAACGCAACCGCUCCUCAUCCACCAGCCAACGCCAUUGUCUCCCACAUCCACCUAGUGUAUAACGUCAUUGAAUUGUCUGUAUUGAAACCUUACGCCAACUCCACCAACAAGUUGAUUCAGCAUCGAUGCCAUACUGUAGCGGAAAAUGUCACCCAGCUUGCUACCUUCCUAUACCAACGUCGAGACUUUAUUGCAACUUACCGAUUCUUGGCCUCUGCUCUUAUGCGUGCAUCGGUUGUACAUAUGAAUGGGUUGGGUGAUUUUUCAUAUAAAUCAAACAAUCACCCAAAGCAAUUACUGCAGGCGUCUCUGAAAAUCCUACGUGACCUCUUACAACAUAGAUCCCUCCCUUCCGUUGAGCAGUUUGCUAUCUCAUUACAAAAUUCACUUGCCCAUGAUGCCACCUCCAGCUCCUCGUCCUCCAGCCCGCAUCACGCUGGAAACUCUCCCCAACCACGUCGUGGUCAAAACAAUGGUAACAACUAUCAUCAGCAAGUCAACGGUAUCCAUUCGGAGGAGGAAUCAAGAUCGGAUAGGUCGCUGGGUUACAAUGAACCGCAUCGGGCUGGGCAGAAACGAUCGUACUCGGACAGACAAUCUCCACCAAAUCAACGUUCAUCCAUGCAAGCAAAUCACAUUGUUCUCAAUGGUGACGAGCAGCGUGCAGCCGAAGUCUUGACCUACGCAUUUCCUUCCCAGCAACAUAUCUCUUCUAAUUCCAAUCAAAGACAAUCUUCUUUACGGUAUACGAGUGGUCAAAAUCCAACUCAGGAAGAAAACUAUGCUAUUAAUCUCGUCAUGGGAGAUCAUUGGCCAACAACCUCUUCCACGGCUACCCUGUCACAGCAUGCUGUGGUCCCCCACCCUGCCACUUUCCCGCACGGGUUGUCACCUCAGGCCAACGGUCAAUCCCCAUCUCAUCCCAAUCCACAGUUUAAUUCCUAUAAUAUGUCGUCAAAGCAUCAACGUGAUCACAGUAACCAUAUGGUUACUCUUGUUUCAGACCCUAUGCAACAGCACGAUCCACAUCCAAGCCAAAACGCUAUGGAGUCGCAUCACCCUGCGGAUCCUGCCACAGGCAAUGUUGGUGACCGGGGUUGGGAUAAUCCACCCCAUACAACGAACGGAUUCGACAAUCGGGAUGAUCCUUUACUUUACUCUAUUGCAGCCGCAGCAGCCUCCAACGAUACAUGGCCAGCGCAAGAUAAUGACAAAUGGUUGUCAUCACAAACCAUAUUUGAUCGAUCUCCUCCUCAGCAACAGCGAAACGAUGAGCAAUCUCGACUCAAUGUACCACCGCAGCAACCUCAGUACAUGAACAUCGGUUUAGGUGUGUAUGCGUCAGCUCAUCAACACCACACCGAUGUUAUUCGCCAGCACUUUAUGGCCACGGAUGAUCGAAAUAACAGCGUACGGCCCGUCAUAUUAACUCACCAUGGCAACGUCGUGGUUGCCAAUGAGAAUACAGUGAACGGCCUUGCACGCGACCGAUCCACUACUUGA
This is a messenger RNA of Umbelopsis ramanniana AG, 2751 nucleotides long. RefSeq lists its product as uncharacterized. Gene Ontology annotation, biological process: DNA-templated transcription. Bases 1 to 2751 code for a protein of 916 amino acids. The transcript is spliced from 3 exons. Gene Ontology annotation, molecular function: zinc ion binding; DNA binding. NCBI's taxonomy places the organism in Eukaryota, Fungi, Mucoromycota, Umbelopsidomycetes, Umbelopsidales, Umbelopsidaceae. The record is from RefSeq and is a predicted model, not a curated record.